This is a messenger RNA of Protobothrops mucrosquamatus (brown spotted pit viper), 427 nucleotides long. It is a transcript of the gene CUNH19orf25, whose product is annotated as chromosome unknown C19orf25 homolog. NCBI's taxonomy places the organism in Eukaryota, Metazoa, Chordata, Lepidosauria, Squamata, Viperidae. The transcript has 3 exons. The record is from RefSeq and is a predicted model, not a curated record. Bases 37 to 369 code for a protein of 110 amino acids.
GAAAGAGCAGUGCCCUCUGGCACCUGUUUCCAAGCAAUGACCUCAAAGGCCAAGAAGAGGGUGAUCCUCCCAACACGCCCUGAGCCCCCCAACGCAGAACAGAUUCUUGAAGAUGUCCAGCGUGCCCAGCCCAACGACCCCGUUUUUGUCCUCCUGGUGGAGCCCAAUGAAGAUUUGCCCACCCCAACGAAGAAUGAAGAUCCAGAGGCCAAGAGGGAACGCCUCUAUCGGCUGACCCAGUCCUACGUGGAGAUGAAUCACCGCCUCCAGAAGGCCUGCAGUUUGCUCAAGGAGAAGUGUGAGGAGCUGAAACUGGCUGGAGCAACCCUGGAGCAGGGCAUUUUAGAGAUGAAGCAGAGGGCUUUGUGAGAUAACUUUUUUGGGGGAAGUGACCACAGCCAAAUUGACCAUAGCGCUUCCCCCCUCC